Aricia agestis (brown argus) is the source of this 3270-nucleotide messenger RNA. RefSeq names its product exostosin-3 (gene botv). Lineage: Eukaryota; Metazoa; Arthropoda; Insecta; Lepidoptera; Lycaenidae. Gene Ontology annotation, molecular function: glycosyltransferase activity. The record is from RefSeq and is a predicted model, not a curated record. The coding region runs from base 245 to 2998 and encodes 917 amino acids. The transcript is spliced from 10 exons. Gene Ontology annotation, cellular component: membrane.
UAGUGAUUAUAUUCUCUUUGAUCUAGGUACAUUUUUGUUCUAAAGCGACGCGAUUUUCAAAGUAAAAUGUUAAUAUUUAUUUAAAUUUGGUUUUAUAACAAUAUUUAUGCAGUGCUGUAUUUACAAGUCUGUUGUGAUCGCCUACAGAUAUAACCCAAAAUGUAUAAGGCAUUCAUAAAAAGUCAAAAUUCAGAGUACCUGUGAUCAAAACAAAUGAUACAACCAGAAAUAAUUAUACUGCAACAUGUUUCUUUACGAGCGAUUUUGCCUGUGGCUCGGGCAUCUAAAGUUAUCGCGCGUUAUAUUAUUAGUUUCGAUUAUUUUAUUUAUGGUACCACUAGUAACACAUUAUUAUUUAUCUAAGUAUGAAUCAUCAACCUCCUUGGGUUCAAAUCACAUGCGACAUACACUGGAAGCCUUGGGAGAUUUAUCGACAAUGAAAGUUGCAGACCUUAAAAUAAGAAUUGAAGAGAUGCUACGGAUCAAAGCUUCUGUAUCAACAGAACUAAGAGAGUUAGAAGAGAAACGCGGUAGAUUGCAACGUGAAGCGGCUGCAGCAAGUGCUAAAGCUGACAGCGUGAAAGCUGAAUACUCACGAGCGACGGCUGAGUUACAGCGCCUUCGAGUUUCUGCUGAUCAAGCACGUCUGGCGCAAUUAGAAGCGAUUCGGAGAGAUUCGCCGGAACUCGCGCCUCCCAUACAAAUUCUCUCAUCCCAACCUCCCAAUAUUUUACCACCUAUUCAUCGGUCCGCCGAAAUUUACUGCCGCAUGCACUCCUGUUUUGACCACUCCCGCUGCUCCAUAACAUCCGGUUUUCCCAUUUACUUCUAUGAUCCUGACACAUAUUCUCCUCUAGCGGGCGUUGAUAUCGACGGCUUUCUGAAGACAACCCUUCGCCAAACAUUAAAUUAUAACGCUCAUUUAACUACGAAUCCCAACGAAGCGUGUGUAUAUAUCGUACUAGUCGGAGAAGCUUUUCCAUCGGACAAGACAUUCUCGUCAACACCAGGAACAUUUAAACUGACAUUGAACGAGACAGCGAUAAAAAAUCUGCCGUACUGGGGUGGAGACGGUCGUAAUCACGUCCUACUGAACUUGGCGCGACGGGAACUGGACGGGGGAGCCGGCGACGCGCUCCGCAACGCGUCGAUAGGGCGAGCCAUGGUGGCCCAGUCCACGUUCAGCCUGCAACAGUUCCGCGCCGGCUUCGACGUGGUGACGCCAGCCGCGCUCGGCCCGCCCGGCGGCGACGUGUGGGCCGACUGCGCCCCCAUCGUCCCCGCCCGCCGGAAAUAUAUACUUAGUUUUCAGGGCUCUCAGACCCCGCCCUCCGAGGUCGACGGCAGGAGCGAUAUGCUGAUCGUCGACGCCAUAAAGCGGGCGGCGCAGGCGGCGCCGGCGGCGGACGUGUUCUACCUUCAGUUCGAGUGCGACCCACCCGUGGAGAAGCGCGCGGAGCCGGCCGUCGGCGACUGGGCGCUCUGCGGGACGGACCGCUCGCGGCGGGCGAUCCUGCGGGACUCCACCUUUGUCCUGAUCCUGGCGCCGGCCGAUCCCGACGUGGCGUCGACGGCGCUCCUCCAGGCGCGGCUGUACGAGGCGCUCCGCUCCGGGGCCAUCCCCGUCGUACUGGGCGGGGACCGCGUCCAGCUGCCCUACGCCGAGGUGCUGGACUGGCGGCGGGCGACGCUGACGCUGCCGAAGGCGCGCGUCACGGAGCUGCACUUUCUGCUGCGGGCGCUCCCCGACGCCGACCUGCUGGCGUUCCGGCGGCAGGGGCGCGUGCUGUGGGAGCGCUACCUGAGCUCGGUGCAGGCGAGCGUGGACACGCUGCUGGCGACGAUCCGCACGCGGCUGAACGUGCCGCCGCGGCCGGCCGCGCUGACGGUGGGUGCGCCGGCAUUCAACGACUCCUACAGCCCGCCGCGGGUGGAGCCGCCGGCGGUGGACGCGGAGCCGGAGGAGACGCUGGGCCCGCUGGAGGCACCGUACCCGAGCCCCGCCUACCGCCGCAACUACUCGCUGGCGAUGCUGCACGGGUACGAGAUGUGGAACGACUGGGGCGAGCCGUUCGCGCUGCACCCGCAGCUGCCGUGGGACGUGCCGGUGACGUCGGAGGCGCGGUUCGUGGGGUCGGCGGCGGGCUUCCGGCCGAUCGGCGCGGGCGCGGGCGGUUCCGGCCGGGAGUUCAGCGAGGCGCUGGGCGGGGACCGGCCGCGGGAGCAGUUCACCAUCGUCAUACUGACGUACGAGCGCGAGGCCGUGCUCGCCGCCGCGCUAGCCCGCCUGCGGGGCCUGCCAUACUUGAAUAAGGUGAUAGUUGUAUGGAACGGCGUAAGCGCGCCGUCGUCUGUGUGGGCGGAGUCCGGGGCUCCGGUGGCGGUGGUGCGGUCGGCGCGCAACUCCCUCAACAACCGCUUCCUGCCUUACCACCUGAUAGAGACCGAGGCGGUGCUGUGUGUGGACGAUGAUGCCCAUCUCAGACACGAUGAGAUCGUAUUCGCUUUUAGAGUAUGGCGGGAACAUCGUGACAGAAUAGUCGGCUUCCCCGGCCGAUACCACGCCUGGGACCUCAACUUUAACAACGGAUUCCUCUACAAUUCUAAUUACAGCUGCGAGUUGAGCAUGGUGCUCACUGGCGCGGCUUUCGUGCACCGCUACUACCUGUGGGCGUAUUGGCACAGCCUGCCCGCCGCCAUACGCGACUACGUAGACCACUACAUGAACUGCGAGGACAUUGCCAUGAACUUCCUGGUUGCCCACAUCACGAGGAAACCACCUGUCAAGGUAACAUCAAGAUGGACGUUCCGGUGUCCGGGCUGCCCGGUGACGUUGUCGGCCGACGAGACACACUUUCACGAGCGACAUAAGUGCAUACAGUUCUUCUCGCAGGUCAUGGGCUACACUCCUUUACUAUCGACGCAGUUCCGGGCGGACUCAGUUCUCUUCAAGACCAGAAUACCACACGACAAACAAAAGUGCUUCAAGUUUAUAUAGUGUUCAUGUUGGAAUGUCAAUCAUUGUGAGAUUAAUAAGAUAGUAAGUCCUUAAUUCUUAUAUAAUUAGAAAUACUUACAGCUUGGCAAAAAAAAGAGUCUGGCGCGGUGACAGCUGGAACUAAGUGUUUGGCAACAUUACAAGUACUUGUCAACUCUAGUACAUAACGUGUCAAAAGUGCGUUGCGUAGCGUAAGGUUUCGUUCAUUAAUAAAGGAAAAUAUUUGAAACAAUAUUUUUUGCCGACUUGUAAGAAUUAAGGACAAAGACGUA